This is a messenger RNA of Aspergillus saccharolyticus JOP 1030-1, 636 nucleotides long. RefSeq lists its product as uncharacterized. The record is from RefSeq and is a predicted model, not a curated record. The transcript has a single exon. Lineage: Eukaryota; Fungi; Ascomycota; Eurotiomycetes; Eurotiales; Aspergillaceae. The annotation marks the transcript as partial.
GCUGCAACCUUAACAAGAACACCCUCCUCCCCAACGACGCAGCGGUUCUACCGCUUCAAGACCAACGAUGACCGCCCGCCCACCCCACCCCCCAGCAUCCCCGCGACCGCUUUGGUAUCAACAUCCUCAUCAACCCCCAGCGCCCAACUCCUGCUCCUCGAAAGCACCCGCCGCACCGCCCUCUACACCCUAACUCUCUGCCGCAACGUCAUUGCCAUCCUCGAGCUCACCCGUCUCCGCAAGUCGCGCAUCGGCCUCCUCCACUGGAUCGAGUUCUGGCAUCAGUACUACGGGCAACGGUUCGGGCGCGCUCUCGCGGCGCACGUCACGCACGCUCUGGGCCGGAUCGAUAGCUUAUUCCGGGCGGUGGCCAGCGACCUCCACCAACUGACGCAGCGCGUACACGACGCCGUCGCCGCGGCGACCUCGGAGGUCGAGAUCCUGAGGCUGCUGGAGCGCAUGGAAGACGAGGUGGGCGUGCGACGGCGCCGGCGCCGCAAGAAGGCCCAGUCGACCAUCCGCAGAAUGCGCGCCAACCUCGAGGCCAUUCCCGUGCAAGUCAGUGACGAUCUGCUCGACGACCUCAAGCGCGGCGUGUUUGCGUUGGAUGUCUACUGCGAUUACUACCCUGGGGAU